GCUCUGCUCUGCUCUGCUCUUUUGUGUGUGUGUGUAUUACAGACAUGGCCACUCUGUUCUGUUCACUCACUGUGCUGCUUUCUAUUACCAGUUUUUCUCAGGCAGUGACUGUCACUCAGACACCCGAGAUCUUACUGAGCAGCAAAAGAACAAAUGUGACGAUAAACUGUAAACAUGAUCAAAGCACUCACUACCAAAUCUACUGGUACCGGCAAGUCAGAGAUGGAGGAUUAACUUUAAUAGGUUAUUCAACUGGUGCGAAUCAUAAAGAAAUAGAAAAAGGGUUUGAAUCCAAGUUUGGCAUAAUUAGACCAGACACCUACCACUCCUCUUUAGAAAUAACAAGCUUAACAUCUGAAGACACUGCCGUGUAUUUCUGUUGCCACUAUAGCACAAAAGCUAUUAAAGUCUGCCUUGGCAGUCAGCCCAAAGCCCAUCUGUGUCUGGUUGGGAAGGCAGUUUUACUGCAGCUGUCAAACAGUGUGAACAAUAACCCAGCUCACUUCGGAAACGGCACCAAACUCACAGUGCUAGAGCAUGAUAUUUCUGAACCUAUACUUCACAUCCUCGAGCCGUCGAAGGAAGAGAUUGUGCAGAAGAAGCGGGUGACCCUGGUGUGUCUGGCCACUAAUUUCUACCCGGAUCACAUUAAUAUCACCUGGAAGAUCAAUGGCAAGAAUAGAGAUGACGGGGUUAAAACAGAUGAUUAUGCUAUCAAGGACAAUAACGCCAACAACUACAGCAUCAGCAGCCGGCUAAGACUGACUCCGAGCGAAUGGUUUAACCCCCAGAACAUCUUCACCUGCGCUGUGAAGUUCUACAAAGGAGACGGUUCAGAAACUGUAACUCCUGAAAAACACAUUUCUGGAAAGGAUGGAUGUGGCAUGACUAAAGCUUUAAAUCGGAAUGAAUCAGUGGCUGCACAGAUUUCAUACAUGCUGUUGGUUGGCAAAAGUUUAAUGUAUGGACUGUUCGUGACAUUUCUUGCGUGGAAACUGAGGCCUAAUUCUUCAAGCAAGCGCUUAAACUGAGAGAAGAGAGAGCAGCUAAACGGAAGAGACGAAUGAUCGGCUUCUUUGAUUAUUUCAGCUUUAGAUUUUCUUAAUACGUCUGUAAGCUUGGUGCAUGUAUGCUUCAGAACAUGUUUGGUAAUUACUAGAAAUGAAUACGAUAGAGUACAUGUUAGUUUUGCCAAUGCGUUUGAACUUUUCAAGCUUGCCUACUUUACAGCCUAAUAAACUAGCUUAAUAAAAUCA
This is a messenger RNA of Acipenser ruthenus (sterlet), 1256 nucleotides long. RefSeq names its product M1-specific T cell receptor beta chain-like. The coding region runs from base 45 to 1031 and encodes 328 amino acids. The transcript has 7 exons. Gene Ontology annotation, biological process: cell surface receptor signaling pathway. NCBI's taxonomy places the organism in Eukaryota, Metazoa, Chordata, Actinopteri, Acipenseriformes, Acipenseridae. Gene Ontology annotation, cellular component: plasma membrane. The record is from RefSeq and is a predicted model, not a curated record.